Molecule: messenger RNA, 4458 nt
Organism: Scleropages formosus (Asian bonytongue)
Lineage: Eukaryota; Metazoa; Chordata; Actinopteri; Osteoglossiformes; Osteoglossidae
Gene: mfge8b
Product: milk fat globule EGF and factor V/VIII domain containing b
Exons: 10
Coding region: 166-1602 (478 amino acids)
Cellular component (GO): plasma membrane
Molecular function (GO): calcium ion binding; signaling receptor activity
Source: RefSeq, a predicted model, not a curated record
UGCGCGCUCCCGUUAAUCCAUGCAGCGGCGCUGAAGUGACAGUGUGUCGUCUGCGCUCGUCUCGGCCGGAGGGGGAACAGCGCGGCGGGUCCCGGCGAAAACACUGACAAGUGUGUGUGUGCGCGCGCGCUACACGAAGGAAACAGCGCAGGCAAAGGCAGCAGCAUGAGCUCUCGCGGCGGCUCCCUUUCGUACACACUCUCGGCGCUCUGUUUACUGCUGUGUGCCGUUCGCGCAGUGUCUGGAGAUUACUGUGAGGUUAACUACUGCCACAAUGGCGGCACCUGUGUAACUGGGGUGGGAGAGGAACCCUUCAUUUGUAUCUGCGCAGAGGGCUUCACAGGCGACACCUGCAAUGCUACAGAGAGCGGGCCCUGCAACCCGAACCCCUGCAAAAACGAUGCUAUGUGUGAGGUCAUCAGCCAGUCGCGACGAGGGGAUGUCUUCAAUGAGUAUGUCUGCAAGUGCCUACCAGGAUUUGAAGGCGUACACUGCCAGAACAAUGUGAAUGACUGUGUUGACCAGCCUUGCAAGAAUGGAGGGAUUUGUCGAGAUCUGGAUGGAGAUUAUACCUGCAAGUGUCCCUCACCUUAUGUGGGGAAGCACUGUCAGCUACGUUGCAUCUCCCUGCUGGGUAUGGAGGGUGGUGGCAUCGCUGAGUCCCAAAUCAAGGCCUCUUCUGUGCACUACGGUGUCCUGGGCCUUCAGCGCUGGGGCCCUGAACUGGCCCGACUCAACAACCAGGGCAUUGUCAACGCCUGGACCUCGGCCACUCACGACAAGAACCCUUGGAUAGAGAUCAACUUGCAGAGAAAGAUGCGUUUGACUGGAAUCAUUACCCAGGGGGCCAGCCGCAUGGGAAUCGCCGAGUUCAUCAAGGCCUUCAAGGUGGCCUCCAGCUUUGAUGGCCAGACCUACACCACGUACAGACUGGAGGGCCAGAAGAAAGACCAGGUUUUUGUUGGGAAUGUAGACAAUGACAGUACCAAGACCAAUAUGUUUGAUCCGCCCAUCACCGCGCAGUACAUCCGCAUCAUUCCUGUCGUCUGUCGCAAGGCCUGCACCCUGCGUAUGGAGCUGGUGGGCUGCGAGCUCAAUGUGUAUUUAAACACGGCAGGUUGCUCUGAGCCUCUGGGCAUGAAAUCCCGUCUGAUCUCAGACGAGCAGCUCUCGGCCUCCAGUGCCUUCCGUACCUGGGGUAUUGAUGCUUUCACAUGGCAUCCUCAUUAUGCUCGCCUUGACAAGCAGGGCAAGACCAAUGCCUGGACAGCGGCGAGCAACAACCGCUCUGAGUGGCUUCAGGUGGACCUGCAGACACCCAAACGAGUCACAGGCAUCAUCACCCAGGGAGCCAAGGACUUUGGAAAUGUGCAGUUUGUGUCUGCCUUUAAAGUGGCAUACAGUAAUGAUGGACAUUCCUGGACUGUGUUCAAGGAUGAGAACACCAAGUCAGAGAAGAUUUUCCAAGGCAACAUAGACAACAAUGUGCAUAAAAAGAAUGUGUUUGAUCCACCCUUCUAUGCCCGAUUUGUGCGCAUUCUUCCAUGGGAAUGGGAAGAGCGCAUCACGCUGCGCAUGGAACUCUUGGGCUGUGAUGAAUAGACCUGCGUGCUCCAUGGGGACCCAGCCUGUGUCAGCCCCUUCCCUUAAGCUCCGCCUACCUGCCGUACCUGCACUGCCUUGUCCACAACUAUAGGGGGCAGCAACACUCCUGGUUCCACAAGCCUCAAAGAAAAUGAACGCUGAAUAUUCCCUGAACUUCAAGUUACCCUCAUUGAGUCAUAACAGUAAUUUAGUAAUUCCAGAAAAUUAAUGUUUAAUUAGAAGCAUGCAGUGAAUAUUGUUACCUUAUGCUGUUGGCAGUUUGACCUAAUUUGGGCAUAAUUGUAGCUAGCUUUUUUCUUUUUUUGUAGUGCUCUGUUUUGUUUUAAGUGUUUUUCCUGUUUGUUGCUAUUUAAACAGUCAAGGUCAUAUCUUUGGUAUAAGUAAUGAGAAUUUUAGCUUUUACAUAUGAAAAGGCAAAAGCAAAUGAUUUUAAUAUGAUGGAAUAUUUUAAAAGUCCAAAGUCCUGGUUUAGAGAUACCAGAUGGUUGCACUCAGGUUUGCAGGAGUCCACUGAUACCCCCCCUUAUAAAAGUCUUAUUCAGCCCUAACUGGAGAUGAAAGGCUGAAUAAUACUGGUAAAUCUUAUCAUUGUGAUUUCAACAAACAGUGGUGUCUUUUUUUCCCCCUAGUGUAAACUUCCUGCUGGAACGGGUUCACAGAAUCCCUCAAUGGGGAUAAGCUUGCUUUACUUUUCGUCAGAUAUUGAAGAUAUUAUGUCCUCGGUAUUGCUCUAUUUCAUGAAAUGAAGACUUAAUGGUAAACAGAGUUUGCAAUAAUUGGAAUGUUAAAUCUGUAACCAUUGUGCUAUUUAUCAAGCAUGAAAGGGUUAUAGUUAUUUUAAGUACAUUUACCACUACAGCUAAAGAGGGAGGGGAUACAAUGUUCUUUAAUGUAUAAGAAAGUGGUUUGAUGACAGAACUUUGUUACAUUCUCUUCUCUCUCUCUGUCUAUAUUAUAUAUGUGCAUUUAGUGUAUAUUAAGCAUCACAUUGCAUCCUAAGUUUAUGAAGUUGUGGUGUUUGUGUGUAAUUGUUGCGUGUUGGAUGCGUGUGCAGAACACGUGAUACAGUUCUAGAAUGGCUGUGGCACUGAUUUUUACAGCUUGCUCACCCACCCAAACCUCCCUACAUUCUCUACAUUUGUGUUGCCUCAAAAAUACCAGUUCCAACAAGUUUCUGAUGCGAAUAACCCAGCAUGAUGUCAUUCUGCCAGUACGUUGUUCAGCCUCACUGUGCCUGCCAUCACACACCCAGCACCUGUGUUCCUUCACAGCACCACUGUGUGUGGAGACCAUACGCCACCACUUCACAUAUAUUCUGCCCCGCCCCCCCGCUCCCCUUGACAAUGGUUAGAAAAGUGGAGAUUUAAAUUUUUAUAGUGGUGGAACUGGUAAGGUUGACAGAUAUGCAGUAUUUGUAGAAUACAACAUGCUUCUUAGACUUGGGCUCUGAGAGUAGACUUUGGAUUUAGUCUGUCACUCCAUAGUAAAGAAAGAAAUGAGAAACUAUCAUGGUUUAUGAAAUGUGGGUUUGUGCAAUAGACUUAGUUGAAAUGGGGAUUGCACUUGUAACCUUAUCAGCAUGUCUCAAUUUCAUGGUAAGGCUGUAUUUUAGGUGUACAUGACAUAAGUGUAACACUAUAGAUUAAUUCUGAAGAAUUCUGUAAAUUAUUGGUUUACAUUCAGCUUGAUAUCAAAUUGAUGUUUUGAAAGUGUGCAUUUAUUGUUUAACCCGGAGAAAUUUCAGGUCUAAUUUUGCAGUGUUCUCAAUGUGUCUGUCAAAAAUAACCUUUCAAAAACGUUCCAUUGUUUCUAGUAUUUAAGUUUUGAUUGACUCAUUAAAAACAGGGAAAAAGUGUUUUUCUUUGUAUGGUUAUUACUGCAUAGACAAAGACUGAUUGGAUUUGACACUUCAGUUUUUUUGGUUUUGGGAAGUUUCCGCUAAUGUUGCAUAUGAAAUAAUGUUGGGUUAAAAGUGGCUGUGAAUUUAAAUGAUCUUGUAAUGAGGAGAGUAUUGGAUCAUGUGUACUUGAAGAAAAUAACUAUCCUGGUUUUCAAACAGCUUUUUGUUGGUCAGAUACAUAUGUUUGUGUAAACCAGGUGAAUUAAUAUGGUCACAGGCUGUAAACAUCCAGGGUGGUGGGAUUACCAGAGCUGUCCUUUGCAGAUCUUUUCUUGUUCACAAACAGUGCUGUAUCGACACUGAUCUAAUAACCCAGGUGUGUCAGGACUUACUACAGAUGGGGGUGGGGGGGCUUGGUUGCAUUUACUUUGAAUCAGCUGGGGCCGAAGACAUCAGGGCUUGAAGGAACAACAUGUCAGCAAGCCCUGUGGCCCUGGGUUCCCAUUCAGCACUUCACAUUCCAGUAGAUCCCCUAGACCCCGAGUAGGAAGAGCCUGGGAGCCGCAGUGGCUGCGGGACCAACAGGAAAACCCUGGUGCCACAACUGGCUCUUCCAGGAAGGAUUCUUUCCUACAAAACAAAAUGGCAUUUUUUCGCCUAGAGUUUGUGGUCUGUAAUUAUAUACUCUUUACACUAGUGCUGCUUGCUUUUCUGCACAACAUAUACUAUUUGCACAUCAUAUCACUAACAUGAGCACAGCUGACAGCUAUGUUAAAUGACAUGCAGUCUGCUUAAAAGGUUUGAAGUCAUUGUUUAUUCUACUAUUGUAGGUCUGAUGUUGUAUGUCUGGUUUUACCCAAUCAUGUUGUAUUAAUAGCUUGGCAUGGUCUUAGAGCAGGCUUGAGGAAAUUAAUCCCAGUCUCGAAGAGUCAAAGAUAAGGAUAUCCUGUCAUGCAGGGAUCUAAUCUUAGUUUGUUCAGUUUUCCUGUUCUUCAAACUGACUCGACAUUAAA